AUGUCAUUUUGUGCCACCCGGCACGGACAGUUUUUACCGUUCCGCCGGGCGGCCAAAAUCGGCACGGGAGGCGUCCCCGUCUCGGUGGCGCUGGAGGAGACGCAGGACGCCUCCGUCGGCGCCGGAGGAUACGCAAGACGCCUCCGUCGGCGCCGGAGGAGACGCGGGACGCCUCCGGCUGCGUCCCGCGACGCCUUCGGCGCCGAAGGCGUCGUGCGCGAUGCCUUCUGCAGCACUGAAGGCGUUGUGCGCGAUGGCUUUUGCAGCGCCGGAAGCGGUAAUUCACCCCCUUAUCCCCUUCUCUACUUCAUAAUCCUCGCUUUCUCUCCAACUGCCUUUAUUGGACUUAACUGUGAUUUGAAAGUUGCACAAUUUGAGUUCUUAUCAAAUGCAAAGCCUUCCCUUUUUGAGUACCCUCGCGCAACCACAUCUCCUACCUCAAUUUCUGCAGUCAGGAUUCCUACUGCUUUUCUGUCAACAGCAGCUAAAGCAAAAUCAAGAGCGAAAAGAGACGCUGAACAUAAAGGCACUCUGGAGAAGCUUUCAAGUGACGAUGCAUCAAGUCCUUCAGUUUCUACUAAGUCCAGUAAAUCUAUUGAGAAAGAUGCUAAUGCAAUGCAGUUGGAUACUGCUUUGGAAAAGAAAGUGGAGCCCGAACUGUCGUAUGGGAUUUUGACAAAUCCAGCGAGGGUCGUCCCUGCCCAAGAGAAGCACGUCAGAUUCCUUGAGGGAACCCGAUAUGUUCCCAUCAAGUUAGCACCCUCCGGAUUUGUGCUUUUGAAGGAUUUGCAGCCAUCCAAAGUGGAGGUACUCGCCCUUUCUGACACACCAACGACAGCACCACCCAAUGCAGCAAGAACUGGAGUAACUUCGACCAGACAACAGGUAUCAGGUUCUUCAUCGAUGGCGGUAGAUGAUGAGCCUCAGCCUCCACAAGCAUUCGAGUACGGGGGUUGA
This is a messenger RNA of Zingiber officinale, 957 nucleotides long. Its product is annotated as 26S proteasome non-ATPase regulatory subunit 1 homolog B-like. The record is from RefSeq and is a predicted model, not a curated record. The transcript is spliced from 3 exons. Bases 1 to 957 code for a protein of 318 amino acids. Gene Ontology annotation, cellular component: nucleus; proteasome regulatory particle, base subcomplex; proteasome storage granule. Lineage: Eukaryota; Viridiplantae; Streptophyta; Magnoliopsida; Zingiberales; Zingiberaceae. Gene Ontology annotation, biological process: proteasome-mediated ubiquitin-dependent protein catabolic process.